AGCGAGAGGCGAGCCGGCGCUGAUUGGUCGACGCGGAGUCACGUGACAGUGUUGAGUCGUAACAUGCAGUGAUAAGUUGGGGCUUUACUAUGUCUGCCGGCUCUCAGAAUGAAAUAAAGUUUGGAAUUCGAAAGAUGCAGAAGGGUUAUUGUGAGCAAAUGCCGACUUAUCAAGGUUUCUACCCGUCCGAAAGCGGAUAUAAGUAUGACAAUUCUUUCAACUACAACUCAUGCGGACCUGACUCCGCAAGUUUCUACGGCUCUACCAGUUGUGCAGUACAGAACCAUGCCUCUCAGAAUAACGGGGAAGCAUGCAUGCAAGAUUAUGGCGAUUCACAGUAUAAUAAUUCCUGUAUGCAAAACCCGUCCCUCCAGUGUGGACCUGGGGUGAACAAUCUGCACGCGAACUCGUCAGUCAAACAGGAGAUAUAUCCAUGGAUGAAAGAGUCAAGACAGAACUCCAAACAGCGACAAAGCGUAGCAGAGCCCACGAAGCGAGCCCGAACAGCCUAUACCAGCGCUCAACUUGUCGAAUUGGAAAAAGAGUUUCACUUCAAUCGGUAUCUCUGUCGGCCACGUAGGAUAGAAAUGGCGGCGCUACUAAACCUGACAGAGAGACAGAUAAAGAUAUGGUUCCAGAACCGACGCAUGAAGUACAAGAAAGAAUCCAGGGGGAAAGGGUCGGACAAAAUGGCUUCCAAAUCCGAAGGGAGUUUUUCAGGGAGUGAUUCGGAGAACCAUGACUUGUCUGGGGACGGUAUGAAACCCCCGACACCCACCGGGUCCCAUCGUCUCAUCCCCACCCCCGAUCAUCAACCCCCGUGUGACCAAACCCUCGGUCUGCACCCUCAGCAGAGACCGGGUAGUCAAGGCAGCAUGGCUAACGCUCCUCAGGUUAGCCCCAUAUCCCAGAGAGACAGCCCCUCUUUAAGUAUGAAACAUUCAGGGGGGCAGCCAAAUCUCAGCCCUUACCCACAGAACAGUCAAGUGCCGUACCCCCCGAACGGACAGUACAUGCAGCAUUCUAUGCCCCCAACGAACAGGGGUUACCAUGGUAACGGGAUGAUGAUGACGGGUGGUAUGUACCCAGAUAUACAACACAUGGACAAUGCUAACCAGGGACACUGUAUGACGUCAUCGCUUCCCAUGAUGACGUCACAGAUGAGUUGCUCAAUAGCUUCAAAUGGGUACAAUCAGGGGUCAUAUGAUUAUAUCCCCAAACUGACUCACUUGUAGACGGAAAUUUAAUUUAUUGCCAUCUAUUUUUGAAUGACUGAAAAAACUUGUUUUACGUGUGUAUGUUGCAUGCUAUAGAUAAUAGAGAUUAGUGAAAUCCACAGAUAUUGACAAGGAAGAUCGUGAAAUAUAUUCGUUUUGAAAAACCUAUCCCGUGGCCAAAUUCAGACUAUUAUUUAUCCAGAGGUAACAUGAAUAUAUGCAUUAUAUAUAUAUCUUUGUUGAUCGUAGUCACUAGUGUAGAUACAGUACUUACGUCAGUAGUGUGAUUGUUCUGAAAUGGACAUGACAGUUCCAUGACAAUGUGUUGUAGAUUUCAUGCCAAAAUACUCAGUCACGUUUCUGCUCAACGAUGACAGCAGUCUGUAAAUCCAGGGUUGAGUGAGUGAGUGAGUCCGGUUUAACGCCGCUUUCAGCAGUAUUUCGGUUAUACCACGGCGUCUCUGUUAACGUGAGAGGAAAUCCCAAAAUUAUAUAGGUCUUGCACGUUUACCAUUUUGGUGGAACCCAAUCAUUGCAUGAUGCUGAAUAACCCAGAAAAAACAAUCAAGGCAAAAUCGAAUACCUGCCCUGAUCAUUGGGUUCUGGCACGUCCAAGGGACGCAACUCACAGAGAAUUGCUGCUGGUUUUUUGUUGGGCUACAAAACCAAUGUAAGAAAUGAUAUCCAUGUUAAGUGGAUAUCAUAGUACAUUCAUGAAACAUAUCACUAAAUAAGAGUAACACAAUCUUUCCGAUAAGCCACGUUUCGACACAAUUAAUGUUCAAAUAGUAAACAUUGAUGCCAUGUUCUGUAACAGUUUUAACAACAAAGAAACCGUUUGAUCAUAUAACACAAACCCAAAACGGGGUUACAUUCAUUUUCCGAUAUAUUCAUGAAAUGCAAAUUUAUUCCAAAGAAUUGUCAAGAUGAUACUGGAAUGUAUUUUAUGAAUAUCUAAGAGAAAUGUUUAUGAAAAUUUAUGAAUGUUGAGACAGUCUAAACGCGUUUGGGCUUUCAAAAGCUCAACCGAGGUGACAAGACUUUGAUGGUCAAUGUAUUGUCAUUUCUUUUGUUAACAUCACAAUUGAAACUUGGUUCCUCAGUUUUUGUGUGGUUGUCAAAUCUAGGUAUGUAGGUAAGGUUAACGCUGCCGGCUCAUUUACACCUGUGCGAACUGACCCACUUAGAUGCGCCCAUGCGUGAUGCUUAUCGUUCACUUUGAUCUGCUGGGAAAAUUGCAGUACAAUGAAAUCGAGGUCUAAUCCUGUAAUAUCACUCUUAUAAACGAAUUAGCUCUGUGACCUUUUGUCGUCUAUUUGAUUGUUUUGAACGUAGUAAGACCGGUAGGAUGAUAAGGGCUUUUGAGCACCUGACUAAUCCACGCACCCACUCGGCCAUAUCUUUAUUGAAAGCACGCGCGACAUUUGGGACCGUUGUUGGACGAGAACAGACAAUUGGGUGAAAUUGGUCGGGGAAUUUCGAACUCAGGAGUCCAUUCAUCGAUGACGUAAUCAAACGCCACCCAACAUAUUGGACAAACAGUCGGGUGGACUGAACAUGCGCGUUACAGCUGCCUUCUGUCCUCGGGACAAUGAAAAGUCAAACUUUGAUCACCCGGGCGAAAGAAAAAACGAAACGGGAUUCAAUUAAAGGUAUACCCCGUUAUAGAAUUUUUCAAAGGUUGGAUCCUUUUGUUGAAAUCCGUGAUCCUUUCCUCUUAAUUUGACAAUUAUUGAAACUCGAAAUUCGACACACCCUUCCUGUGAUCUUGAUCGUUUACCUAUUAAGUCUAACGGGUUCCUUUAAUGAAUAGAGGGUACAUUGUGAUCGUUCUUGGCAGGGGGUCAAACAAGUGCUUAGUUACGUAAUGAAUGUGAUCUAAAUGAACCAGGAAAAAUUGACUUGGUAAGGUCAGGCAGGUUUAUUCACAGGGCGAACCCUGUUGCACCAUAGGAAUAGAAACCCACCAGGGGAAUAUGUCACAUAUGGCCCAACUUGUGUCAUGUGUUGCAAUCGUGACAAUUACUACAUUUAUCAUGGAUAAUUUGAAAUCCAUUAACGUUUAUCCUCAUGACAUACAUGUCAAUGUUCAUGACACUGUUUCAAGACAGAAUAUUUCUAUUCGGGCUCGUGGCAAAUUGUAUUUUGAUACACACAUUUUCUUUUAACAAUGCUCAGUUUCAUUUGAUAGUUUUGUUCGUUACAUCUUCAAUGCAGUUCAAUGCAAAACAAACAACAAGAUAAUUCGAAUAUAAAACAAUUAUCUAUAAACCAGCAUUAUACUGCAUGUUAAACGUAAAACAUUAACUGACAUGCUUUUCAUUUUUUCGUUUAUUUCGUCUCCACCAAUAAAACAUAUUUCUAUGCUGUAUUCCCGUAUUAUUGAAUUUGGGAUGCUUAUUUCGUUACAUGGCAACAGGAGCAAAUAGCGUCGGUAAAUCAGGGUACUAUUUAGGUUAGGAAUCAUCGCUGUUAUAAUGAGUUUGUCUAAUUUACUAGAUACAUACUGUGCCUAUACCCCACACCCACCCUCUAGAAUUAGUGUAGUGUGUCAAAGUUUGCAUUGUAAAUGUAGCGGCAUCGAAAUAUUAGACUGAAUUUUUGUGUUUCAUUAUUUGUAUACGAAAUAUGGAAAGACAUUGUGAUAUUUUUGAGUUUUUAAGUAAAAAUAUGAUCAAUAAUA
This is a messenger RNA of Haliotis rubra (blacklip abalone), 3900 nucleotides long. Its product is annotated as homeobox protein Hox-A4a-like. Bases 90 to 1235 code for a protein of 381 amino acids. The record is from RefSeq and is a predicted model, not a curated record. The transcript has 2 exons. Gene Ontology annotation, biological process: regulation of transcription by RNA polymerase II. Gene Ontology annotation, cellular component: nucleus. NCBI's taxonomy places the organism in Eukaryota, Metazoa, Mollusca, Gastropoda, Lepetellida, Haliotidae. Gene Ontology annotation, molecular function: RNA polymerase II cis-regulatory region sequence-specific DNA binding; DNA-binding transcription factor activity, RNA polymerase II-specific.